Anolis sagrei ordinatus is the source of this 1454-nucleotide messenger RNA. RefSeq names its product ubiquitin conjugating enzyme E2 D2 (gene UBE2D2). Gene Ontology annotation, biological process: protein K48-linked ubiquitination. Gene Ontology annotation, molecular function: ubiquitin conjugating enzyme activity. NCBI's taxonomy places the organism in Eukaryota, Metazoa, Chordata, Lepidosauria, Squamata, Anolidae. Gene Ontology annotation, cellular component: nucleus. The record is from RefSeq and is a predicted model, not a curated record.
CCAGGAGGCCCGCGCGCGCCCCCUCCCUCCCUUCCAGCCUGCCUCUUCCGCCGAGCAGCCCCCGCGCUCCCUCCGCCGCCGGAAAAGUAGUCCCGCUCCUUCCUCUUCGCCUCCUUCCUGCCUCCUCGCGCGCCGCCCUCCACAGGCUCCGCCGCCGCCGCCGCCGCGAUGGCGCUGAAGAGAAUCCACAAGGAACUGAAUGACCUGGCGCGUGACCCUCCUGCACAAUGUUCAGCAGGGCCUGUUGGAGAUGACAUGUUCCAUUGGCAAGCAACAAUAAUGGGACCAAAUGACAGUCCCUAUCAAGGUGGGGUGUUCUUCUUGACAAUUCACUUCCCAACAGAUUAUCCCUUCAAACCACCUAAGGUUGCAUUUACAACAAGAAUUUACCAUCCAAAUAUUAACAGUAAUGGCAGUAUUUGUCUUGAUAUUCUACGGUCACAGUGGUCUCCAGCGUUAACUAUUUCAAAAGUACUUUUGUCCAUCUGUUCUCUGUUGUGUGAUCCCAAUCCAGAUGAUCCCUUAGUGCCUGAGAUUGCACGGAUCUACAAAACAGAUAGAGAAAAGUACAACAGAAUAGCUCGAGAAUGGACUCAGAAGUAUGCGAUGUAAUUAAAGAAAUUAUUGGAUAACCUCUACAAAUAAAGAUAGGGGAACUCUAAAAGAGAAAGUCCUUUUGAUUUCCAUUUGACUGCUUUCUAUGAGCCCACGCCUCAUCUUCCCCCGUGCACAUGUUUACCUGAUACAGCAGUGCUGCGUGUUGUACAUACUUGGAACAAUGAAUACUGUAUUCCAUACCAACAUUGACUCCUAGCAAAGAAAUGUGUGUGAAAAGCCAGUUCUUCAGUCAAAGUGUAGUUGUGAGCAUAAAAGCAUUCCUGAAAAAUUUAAAAUUGGGCAGUAAAACCAAAAUGGGGGGAGACAAUAAAGAGUAAAUGUGUUCAUGUGCUUUGGAGGGCUUUCCGUGAUUAAAAACACCCUUUUUAUAAAUAUAAAAAAAGAGUGGAAUCCUUUUAAUCUCAUAACUCUUAUGGAAAACCAGGUGGUAAGAACUUAAAUCGGUGUCUGUAUUUUAUUCUGAAGGACCUUCUAAGGGAAAUGUAUGACCAACAAGAUCAAAUAAUGCCCACAUCCUCUGUUUAAAGGUCUAAGUUAAACUGGUCAGCAUUUAAGUGCAUUGGAGCUAUUAGUGCAUCAAGUGACGUUGAUUUUGUUUCAACUCUUCCCCUUCCUUCCCCUUCAUGAUUUUGGUUUGUAUGUGUUUUCUCAGUUAACAUAGCUAAUAGCUCUUAUUUUCUUAAGUUUUUAACUGCUUAGGUCUUUCUGGAUGUAAGGGUAAAAAUUCAUUUGACAGACUUGUGUAUAUUUAAAGACUCAGCUGCUCCCUUGGAGCUUGUACGUUCAAGAAUGAUUAAUCUGUGUAAUAAACUGAUUACUACAGUCAUUACAUAUAA